UUUCUCUUCACACCACUGAACUAAACUCACAAUCCGGGACUUGCAAGUUAUCUCCAUAUACACACAUCUUUUGGCAUCAGCGCGAAAUUGGAGGCAGGAAAGAUCAUCCAAAUGGCACAGACUAAGAUGAGAAUUGUGGCUCUGAUCUUGGCCAUGGUGGCUGUAGGAGCGGCGGCUCAGUCGUCAAGCUGUACGAACGCGCUGAUCAGCAUGUCGCCGUGCCUUAACUACAUCACGGGCAACUCCUCGUCCCCGUCCUCGAGCUGCUGCUCGCAGCUCGCCAACGUGGUCCGCUCAGAGCCGCAGUGCCUGUGCCAGGUCCUCAACGGGGGCAGCUCUUCCCUUGGUCUCAGCAUCAACCAGAGCCGGGCCCUGUCCGUCCCCAGCGAGUGCAACAUUCAGACUCAACCGACAAGCCGUUGCAACGCUGCUUCGCCCUCCGGAUCCCCUGCUGGAACUCCUGAUACCCCCAAUGCAGUUCCUGCAGAUUCUGGAGCAAACGACACACCGUCGACCGAACAAAACAUACCAUUGACCAAACAAGAUGGCUCAUCAGCAGGAAGCAUUGCCGAGUUGUCGAUUCCGCUUCUCUUCGUCCUUCUCUUCGCAGCAUCAUAUGCCUGAGCAAAUACCUGAAAACUAAUUACACUCUUUCAUGGCCACCACCACCAUUUCCACAUUUCUUUUAUCAUCAGAGUCUACUCAUCCAUCUUUGUUUUUCUCAUUUAGCUCGAGUGGCACAUGUAUUACAUAAUUCUUUAUGAUCUUAGAGGUAUAUAGUGUGUAUUUAUGUGGUAGAUUUUUUUUAUCUAAUAACAGGAGUCCUUAAGAUUACAAA
Messenger RNA from Syzygium oleosum, 838 nucleotides. RefSeq names its product non-specific lipid transfer protein GPI-anchored 5-like. Gene Ontology annotation, molecular function: lipid binding. Bases 112 to 624 code for a protein of 170 amino acids. The record is from RefSeq and is a predicted model, not a curated record. Lineage: Eukaryota; Viridiplantae; Streptophyta; Magnoliopsida; Myrtales; Myrtaceae. Gene Ontology annotation, biological process: lipid transport. The transcript has 3 exons.